Aspergillus pseudonomiae is the source of this 561-nucleotide messenger RNA. RefSeq lists its product as uncharacterized. The coding region runs from base 1 to 561 and encodes 186 amino acids. The record is from RefSeq and is a predicted model, not a curated record. Lineage: Eukaryota; Fungi; Ascomycota; Eurotiomycetes; Eurotiales; Aspergillaceae. The transcript has a single exon.
AUGUCACCCAUCACCAAGCUAUGGCUCAGCACAGCCAAGACCAAAGAUUACAUGGACUCGAGUGACUUCCACGACCUCCUCGCCCAGAUUCUGAGCCACUGCUCCUCCUACACUAACCCUGAGUCCAAUCCCGAACUCCCACCUAUGCACGCCUUCUUUCAAAGUGUCGAGAAUCCAGACCUCCUCCUGAUGAUCACGGGCUAUCCUUCCCAGGAGAUGAACAAUGCGGCAGACGACACUUACGCAGCGACCUUUCUGCCUCGUAUGUUCCAAUUCGUCGAGCAUAAAUGGCUAAAGCAGUUGGACGUGGAUGUGAGCUUGUUGCCCUUAGGAGAUGAGAAUUUAACACUCCAAUUCUGUGACACUCCUGUGGAUACGGCAACAGGCCAGGUAAUUGGGGGAUGGGAUGUGUGGCCAGAGACGGAGCAGGGGAUCAGAAUGAGAGAAGCUGGUAAACUCGAGGAGCUGCCGAAGAUCUGGGUAGGCAUUGGGAAAGAAAUUGAGAUAGACCUCACCAUGGCCAGAGAAGUGUUCCAUUUUCGCAAGGUUAAAUCCGCAUAA